UGGCUCACACAUAUCUCACUGCUCCCAGUAGAGGCUCUUAUUCCUCAUCCCGGCUCCUUAGUGCAAAACCAGGGAGGAAGAGGGAGCCAUGGCAAGCUACAAGAGCAGCCUGCGGAUCACGCUGCCCAUCACCUGCAUCAUCUUUGAGACGAUCCUCAUCAUCCUCUUCGCCAUGCUAGUGGAGUAUGACCAGGAGACGGACGCCAGGUUGUGGCACCAAAUGCUGCGCAACCACAGUGAGACAAACUACAACAAUGACUUCUACUACCGCUACCCCAGUUUCCAGGACGUGCACGUGAUGAUCUUCAUCGGCUUCGGCUUCCUCAUGACCUUCUUGCAGCGCUACGGCUUCAGCAGUGUGGCCUUCAACUUCCUGAUCGCUGCCUUCUCCCUGCAGUGGGCCACCCUCAUGCAGGGCUUCCUCCAUGGCAUGCACCAUGGCAAGAUACAUAUCGGGGUGGAGAGCAUGAUCAACGCAGAUUUCUGCACGGGCUCGGUCCUGAUCUCCUUCGGGGCCGUGCUGGGCAAGACCAGCCCGGUGCAGCUGCUGGUGAUGGCCAUGUUUGAGGUGACGCUGUUCGCAGUUAAUGAAUUCGUGCUCCUCUCGAUCCUGGGGGCAAAGGACGCCGGAGGCUCCAUGACCAUCCACACCUUUGGGGCUUAUUUCGGCCUGGUGGUAGCGCGGGUGCUUUACCGCCCCCAGCUGGAGAAAAGCAAGCACAAAAACUCUUCAGUUUAUCACUCAGACCUCUUCGCUAUGAUUGGCACCAUCUUCUUGUGGAUGUUCUGGCCCAGCUUCAACUCAGCCGUCACGGCGCACGGCGACGACCAGCACCGCACCGCCAUGAACACCUACUACUCCUUGGCCGCCUGCACGUUAUCCACAUUCGCAAUGUCCUCCUUGGUGAAUCGUGGUGGCAAGCUUGACAUGGUGCACAUCCAGAAUGCAGCCAUCGCCGGUGGAGUUGCAGUGGGUACCGCAGGGGAGAUGAUGCUCACUCCCUUCGGCUCCAUGGUCGUGGGGUUCCUGGCUGGGAUCAUCUCCACCCUGGGCUACAAGUUCCUGUCGCCCGUCCUGGAGAAGAAGCUGCGCAUCCAGGACACCUGUGGGGUCCACAACCUGCACGGCAUGCCAGGCAUCCUGGGGGCUGUGGUGGGGGCCGUCACCGCCUGCCUGGCCACUAGUGACGUCUAUGGGGAGGGAAUGGAAGAUGUAUUCCCAGAAAUCUACAAUGGGAAGUUCUUGGCCUCCACCCAGGCCGCGCGACAAGCCAUCGGUCUGGGAGUGACGCUGGGCAUGGCCCUCUUUGGGGGCAUCAUCGUGGGUUUCAUUAUGAAGUUGCCCAUCUAUAGCUCUCCGCCUGACACCAUCUGCUUUGAAGAUUCAAUCUACUGGGAGAUGCCAGGGGAGGAGGGGUCCCAAGAGGAGCUCGCCACUGUGAUGGCAGAGGAGGUGCAGAAACCGCUCAAUAGCUGAGCUGGAGUCGGACAUGCAUGCAGGACGUAGACACGUGGAUACACACAUGUGGUCAGACGUCCACGCACGCACAUACAUACACACCUACAGACACAGACCAACAAAACCACACCUCGAUCACUCAAAUACACACGUAAGCUCACAUGCACAGAAACAGACAUACAAUCGGGAUCUCUUGAGAUGUUCCUCUGUGUAAUCACCCGAUACGACAGCACUAACAGCAUGGCCCAAAGAAAAGAACAAACUCUCGUGUACUUUCAAUAUACGUAAAACUGUCAGUUUUUUAAAAAACUGCCUCCAUUUUUUCGCAGUAUAACAGUGGAGUCUAAUUCAAGGGCUUAACCCCUGAUCAUUUAAGAGAAAAACAAGUAGAACUGAUUUAAAAUAUUACACUACCCGCCUUACAGAUGAACACUGACAGAUUUGCUUUGUAAAGCAGGGCAUUUCAUUCAUUCCCUCCAUUAAGCCAAGCGUUUAAUUGUAUUGUCAUCAAAAAAAGAGAACUGUAAAUUAUACCUUUCAUUCGUUACCGACAGAAAUGCAUGUUAUUUUAUUGUGGAUAUAGCAUUUUGCUACAUAUUUGAAUUCGUUCCUUCGCUGACAUACUAUGAAACACAUGGCAGUGUAUGGUAUCACAAGGAACUAUACAACAGCAUUUGUAUAAUUACAUUUAAUGUAUUUGACUUUUGUAUUAUUAAAUAACCUGUGCAUCGAUCGAAUAUGUCAUCACGUUAUUAAAUAAAACCGACAAUUUUUUU
Brienomyrus brachyistius is the source of this 2235-nucleotide messenger RNA. RefSeq names its product ammonium transporter Rh type B-like. Gene Ontology annotation, cellular component: plasma membrane. The coding region runs from base 89 to 1477 and encodes 462 amino acids. Lineage: Eukaryota; Metazoa; Chordata; Actinopteri; Osteoglossiformes; Mormyridae. The record is from RefSeq and is a predicted model, not a curated record. The transcript has 10 exons. Gene Ontology annotation, molecular function: ammonium channel activity. Gene Ontology annotation, biological process: ammonium homeostasis; ammonium transmembrane transport.